Messenger RNA from Fusarium pseudograminearum CS3096, 645 nucleotides. RefSeq lists its product as uncharacterized. Lineage: Eukaryota; Fungi; Ascomycota; Sordariomycetes; Hypocreales; Nectriaceae. The record is from RefSeq and is a predicted model, not a curated record. Bases 1 to 645 code for a protein of 214 amino acids. The transcript is spliced from 2 exons.
AUGGGCUUCCUCGAUUGGAACGACGGUGCCUCUGUCCUGUCAACCAGGACCUCAUCUCGUCGCCAUAAAUCUUCUCGCUCUCACAAGAAGCGCUCACGAUCAAACUCGAGCGAGCGUGGCCGCGGCUUCGCAGAGUCCAUCUUUGGUGGUGGCGGCAGCAAGCACAAUGCCUCUCGCGCUUCAUUCUUUGGACUCGGAGGCGGCAACAGCAGCCGCUCUAGCUUCUUUGGAAACAAUCGCUCUUCUUACUACAAACGCUCCCCUCGUCAGGGCUUCGUCCAAAAGACCUACAAGCAGCUCAAGCGUCUCCUCCGCGAUCUCGUCCACUGGGCCAAGCGCCACCCCUGGAAGGUCUUCUUCAUGGUCAUCAUGCCCCUCGUCACCGGCGGAGCUCUGACUGCCCUCCUCGCACGUUUCGGCCUGCGCAUCCCACCUGCCAUCGAGCGCAUGCUCGGCGUGGCCUCCAAGGCCGCCACGGGUGAUUCCUCUGGUCUUGUGGGCGAAGCUGUCCGCAUGGCCAGUGGCUUUGGCGGCGACACUUCUGUUCGCAUGGAGCGCGAUACGCACACAUUCAGCAGCGGAGGUGGUGAUGGUGGUGGCAGCACAUGGGGUGGUCUUGCUGGUAUGGCCAAAAAGUGGAUGUGA